This is a messenger RNA of Rhincodon typus (whale shark), 555 nucleotides long. RefSeq names its product late histone H2A.2.2-like. The record is from RefSeq and is a predicted model, not a curated record. NCBI's taxonomy places the organism in Eukaryota, Metazoa, Chordata, Chondrichthyes, Orectolobiformes, Rhincodontidae. Gene Ontology annotation, cellular component: nucleosome. Gene Ontology annotation, molecular function: DNA binding; protein heterodimerization activity; structural constituent of chromatin. The transcript has a single exon. The coding region runs from base 1 to 444 and encodes 147 amino acids.
AUGUGGGCGCAUAGCAUCAUUCUCUGUGAAAGUGCCUGUGAGAUUGUGGCUAUGUCUGGGAGAGGAAAGGGUGUUGGUGGGAAAGUUCGCUCCAAGGCGAAGUCCCGGUCGUCCCGGGCUGGUCUGCAGUUCCCGGUGGGCCGUGUUCAUAGGCUCCUGAGAAAGGGUAACUAUGCUGAGCGUGUGGGUGCCGGAGCGCCGGUCUAUCUGGCUGCGGUGCUCGAGUAUCUGACGGCUGAAAUCCUCGAGCUGGCCGGUAACGCGGCCCGGGACAACAAGAAGACCCGCAUCAUCCCCAGGCACCUCCAGCUGGCUGUGCGCAACGACGAGGAACUCAACAAGCUGCUGGGAGGGGUGACCAUCGCUCAGGGCGGGGUGUUGCCUAAUAUCCAGGCCGUGCUGCUGCCCAAAAAAACCGGCGCUGGGGGCGCCACUAAAAAGUGAAGAGACUGUUAUUUCAUCUGACGACCCAAAGGCUCUUUUAAGAGCCACCCACAGUAUCUGUGAAAGAAACUAGACCCUCACCACUGCCGAGUUAAUUUUAAUUUCCGGUAA